Molecule: messenger RNA, 2835 nt
Organism: Sporothrix brasiliensis 5110
Lineage: Eukaryota; Fungi; Ascomycota; Sordariomycetes; Ophiostomatales; Ophiostomataceae
Exons: 2
Coding region: 1-2835 (944 amino acids)
Source: RefSeq, a predicted model, not a curated record
AUGGAGUCAAGCUAUUCCAGCAGCGACCGCUGGAACUACUUCCGCGAUAUGACCCAACGCGACGAACCGCAAGCUCAAACCCAAACCCUCCACGACCAGAUGCCGCCAUACGGCGAUGCGCCCGAUGUGGGCACUGGUCCACCGCGACACAAUCUCCCACACGACGAGCAGAUCCCAGAGGACGAGGCGGCACCGCGCAGCAUCGGCCGCAACAACACGGGCAGCAUUAACAUCAGCGGCAGCACCACACGGACCGAAUCGCCGGUAUCGUCUCCACCCACCACGACAUCCGGGCAGCCCAUCGCCAACCCGUCGCCCUUCAACUUCAACCUCCAGUAUUCGUUCCCGGGCCACCCCAACCGCAGGUCGCUGCGCAGCUGGAUCCACGAGCUGCCGGACGACGCCCGCAUCGCCGUCAGUGCCAACAUCAACAGUGGCAGCGGCAGCGGCACCUCCAGCAGCAGCGGGCGGGGCCAUGGCAGCGCCGUCGGCGGCAGCAUCAACAUUGCACCCGCCACUGGCCUCGACCCGGCUCGGCGACCCUCGGUCACGUCCACCAUGGCCGACACCGAGUCGCUCAUGUCGCCGUCGUCGUCAAGAGCCUCACCGCGGCCCAUGGGGCCCAACAUCCCCGUCGAGAUGCGCUAUCGCUUCCCGUCCCUCGCCGGGCUCGACCCCAUAUCCUUGCCGCCAACACCGGGGCCCGCGCCAUCACAUCUGCACUACCAGCCCAGCCUCUCCACACCUCCCACCACGACAACAGCAGCAAGCAACAUCACCGUCCCCAGCCAUUCAUUGCCCACGGUGCCGACCAUGUCUACUCUCGGCGCCGGUCUGGCCAAUAUGUCCUUGGGAGGGGGCAGUGCCGUGGAGGGGAACGGUGCACCACACAUACCGCACAUACCACACACACCGCACAUACCGCCCGCCCACCUGCCGUACCACCCGCGCCCAGCUCCGCCACCGCCACCGCCCAUGCCCACGUACGUGCCCGUCGAGCUGCCGCAGCCAAUACCCAACGUGGGCGGGCCCGGUGGCGCGGCCAAGAUCGAGCCUCUGCCGCCGUCGGCCGCGCGGUUUGUGGCCAUUGGCAUCGACUUUGGCACGACGUACUCGGGCGUGUCGUGGGCCUUCUCGGGCGACCCGACCGACAUCAAAGACGUGCAGCAGUACCCCUGCGUCGGCACGGCCUACAACAGCCGCGACGAGGUGCAGGUACCGACGCAGUACGACCAGCGGUCCGGUGCUUGGGGCUAUCUCGUGGCGCAGGGCCACUCGCCCAUCAAGUGGUUCAAGCUGCUGCUGCUGCGCGACGCCGACAUCCGCGACGACAUCCGCAACUCGCCCUACCUGCAGGCCGCGCGGCAGCAAGCCAGCCUGCUCGGCGAGGACGGCGUCGUGGACCUCAUUGCCGACUACCUGCGCAACCUGUGGCAGCACUGCCUGCGGGAGAUUGAGCUGCAGAUCGACGCGCAGGCGCUCCAGGACCUGCCGUUCAAGGUCGCCAUCACCAUCCCCGCCAUCUGGCCGCAGUACGCGCGCAACAUGAUGAAGAACGCCGCGCGGCGCGCCGGCAUCCUGCAGCCGCGCGACAUUGACGACACGACGCUGAUCCUGGUCGAAGAGCCCGAAGCGGCCGCGCUCGCCACGCUGCUGGACCGCCGCGCCUACCCGGAGAUGGCUGUCGGCGAGACGUUUAUGGUCGUGGACUGCGGCGGCGGCACCAUCGACAUCAUCAGCUACAAGGUGAUGCAGACGACGCCGUUUGUGAUCCACGAGGCCGUCAAGGGCGACGGCAAGCUGUGCGGCGCCUUCAUGGUCGACGACAAGUUUGAAAACCACAUGAAGCACAUGUCCGGCCUCAAGUUUGACAACUGCGACCCAGCAGACUUCCGCAAGUUUGUCUACGAGGAGUGGGAGUACGCCAUCAAGCGCUCCUUUACCGGCAGCGAGACGCAACAAGAAUUCUACCUGCACCCGCCCAUCAAGGCCUUUUCGGCCUUUUCGCGCUUCAAGGGCAACAACAAGUUUGUGCUCAAGCGCAGCACCAUUGUCGACUUUUUCGACGACACCUACCAGGGCAUCCGGCAGCUGAUCAACGACCAGAACAAAAAGAUUGUGGCCCAAGAGGGGAAACCGCCCAAGAAAAUCAUCUUGGUCGGCGGCCUCGGCAGCUCGCGCUAUCUGCUGCGCAAGCUCCAGACCGAGUACAGCAACGUCAUGCAGCCGCAACGCACCUGGUCCGCCGUCGCCCGCGGCGCCGUCAUCAAGCUGCUCAAGAACACCUUCUCGCAAAGCGACGUCGUGCCCGUCACCGACGAGCGCCAGCGCCAACUCCUCCUCGCCCUGCCCGAGAUGGACGUCCGCAUCGCCCGCUACAGCUACGGCGUCGAGACGGGCGUGCCCCUCCAGCACGCGCUGCCGCCGGUGGAGCCGGGCGUCGACCGCAUCAGCACCGAGCCCGACGGCCAGCAGCGGGUCUGGCGCAUGCAGUGGUACCUGAAGCAGGGCGAGUUCAUGGACAACCGCGAGCCCGUGUCGCACAAGUUUUACGAGUACGUCACCAGCGCCGCCAGCAAGCAGACCAAGUUUAUGAUUUACACGAGCGGCCAGAUGCCGCCGCCCUGCCGCCGCGAAGACGGCUGCUCGCUGCUGUGCACCAUCUUCUGCGACUACGACACGCCGUACCACGAACUGCCCGUCGUUGACGACACACGAGGACUGCGCAUUGUCGACGACAUGCACCUGACGAUGCGCUUCAACGGUGAGCCCGAGUGGCGGCUCCAGGUCGGUAAAAAGUCUACAGAGCAAAAAGUAAACGUAAGGUUUGAGUAG